Molecule: messenger RNA, 1629 nt
Organism: Trypanosoma cruzi
Lineage: Eukaryota; Euglenozoa; Kinetoplastea; Trypanosomatida; Trypanosomatidae
Exons: 1
Coding region: 1-1629 (542 amino acids)
Source: RefSeq, a predicted model, not a curated record
AUGCUUCCAACAGUUACACUCAAAUGUGACGCGUUUAUUUAUUUAUUUUUUGAAUCUUUGUUUGACUUUUUUUUGCAAGCCGAAGGCCUUUAUUCCUCUUCCCUUUCUCUUGUUUGUUUUUAUUUUCACAGUCACAGCGAGAGCGUCUGUGGGAAAAUUUUGCCGAUUUUCGUGGAAGCAGCAGCAUCGGUGGCAAUGGGGAGAAGAGCACGUGAUCAAAAUUGUGAGAUUUCCGCCAGUGUCAGCCGUGUCGAGGGCACGAUAGGCAUCAGCAGUGAAUUUGUGGAAACAGACAGUCGGAAUGGGGGGCUUCCAGGGAAGGAGAUGGACUUACAGCGUCGCACGCGAAAAUUGCGGGAUGAGGAAGCAGUAAGUGCCUUCACGACGCCCAAGGAAGGGAAAUUAGCGACCGCGGGGGAGUGCAAGCAAAGAAAUAAGCAAUCUAAUAGUAACAGACCGCAGGGGCGGCAGCGUCCAGGGCCGGGGAUUCGUAGUAUGGGUGAUGAAGGCGCCGGCGCUGGUGGCAGCAUCGACAAUUUUAGUGGUGAUGCUACAGCAGGUGAUAGAAAAGUAAAUAGACCCACCCGCAAAGGCUCAGACGCGGGCACGCAACGUUCCUCCAUUUUCCACUCGCUUGCUUUUUUGGGGGCGCGAAUGGACUGCAAGCAGAAGGAUGUUAUUGCCGCCGAUGGUGGUGGUGGUGUGGAGGGGGGCGAGAACGGCGGAAAUCAACCCAAUUCGGUUUCUCCUGGCACAACGCAGCCUGAUUGUUUAUUUGAUGACGCGAUUGAAGGGGAGUCGAGUGUACAAGAAGAAAAUGGGCUGAUGGGCGAGGAGUUCUUGCGAAUUAUUCAGUCACCGCAGAUGCGUGGGUUGGGUGGGGAGCUGCAGGCAGAGGCCGCGCGCCGUGCUCGACGGGAGAAGGUGCAGGCAGCGGAGAAUCGUCAGCAGCGAUCAUUGAGACGGCUCCAGCUCGUGGAGGAGAUGUUUGCAAAGGCGCUCGAGCGUCGCAUGAAGGCCAUGCAGAGAAUUGCGGCCGAUCCACCGGCCGAUCGUCUGAUUGGCAACCAUGCAAUGCAACACAUUCCUGUAUCGAUGCUGCCAGGUGAGUUGAGGCGGACCGCACUGGCGUUCAUGGACGGUGUCACGAGGGACGUGAAUAGCACCGCCGGCACUGUUCCUUUUGCCGCGGACAAAAACGAGAUAUCCCGGAAGAAAUUCUUCCUCACGGAUGUUGACGAGGCUGCGGCGGAGGAGCAGAAAAAGGAGCCCACCGACGCAAUUAAUGCGGGGGUUGGAUUGCAGCAGACAGAGGAGGAGAAGACGAACUUUCCGAACCUCAAUGGGAUGGAAGAGGAGGAACUUCUCCGAAAGUGGCGUGAGUUGGGUUAUACUGCCGUGUACCUGCCGGCGACGGGGAGGUUGGUUUAUCCGGGCGAGAGUUCUGUUAGAAAUCGAAGCUCCAAGAAACCGUAUGUGCCCGACAGAUGGAUGUCAAGGCAACCAUUACCACCAGUUCAUCUAGUGCAGAGAAAACUACCGCCCGAAUUUAUUUUGCUACAUGGAGGGACGAAAUCCGUUGGAAGACGCCGGCCGCUGCCAGUUGUCUGCCGUUCUGGCAAGAAUUAG